UCCUGAAUUGACCGAGCAAACAACACAAAUACUAAAGGAUAACAUGAGCAGUAAGUGGAGACAAUUUAAGCAUGAUUUGAAAUCAAAAGGGUAUGAUGAAAGCAAAACUGAAGAGGAAAUGGCUUCUAUCAUCCCUGACACAAGAGUUGAUCCGUCCCAAUAUCGUGCUUUAGUGCACCAUUGGUGUUCCAAGGAAGGGAAGAAAAUAAGUCAAAUCAACAAAAGGAAUCGCUCAAAAUAUGAGGAUUUACAUUGCAUGGGAACCAAGAAUCUUCCGAGGCUAAUUCAUGAGAUGACAACGAAGGCUAUAGGAGUGCAACCUUCUCCAGCUGAAAUUUAUAUUGAAACCCGAACUCGAAAAGACGGGAGCAUUGUGACUGAAAAGGCAGCUUCAACAAUUGAGGAGUUAAAGAAGCAUAUGGCAGAGGUAGAAAAUUCAGAAAAUUUUCAAGUCACUGAAGAUUCUACAAAUUGGAUGAAUGAUACAUACUCAAAAGUGAAAGGGCCUGAAAGAAGAGGACGUGUGCGUUGUCUUGGCAAACUUCCACGACAUGCUAGUUCAAAUAUUUCAUCUCAACGCACUAAUUCAGAAGAUAGACUUCAAAAAGUAGAAAGUGUACUUGGAAAUCUUGUUGCUGUGCUUCAAAUGCGAUUUUCUGAUGAUCCACAAAUUAAUGUUGUCUUACAGGCUGUAGCUCAAGAGGUACCUGAUGUUGCAAGUGCUCCAAAUGGUUCUAUUGGUAAUAAUCAACAAACUACAAGUGGCACUGGUUCACUGCACUUUUAAGGUGCAUUGAUGGAGAAGAGGAAGAUGAUCUGGUUUUGGCGGAACAUGAUGUGAAGAAAAGUAUAUGAUUGUUCUUGAUAGGGUAGAACCAUAUAAAAACUGUGUCUGUCAGUUUCUGCAUCUUAUAAGUAGUAAAACUCAUUUUGUGUAAUUUGGUGUUGUCUUUAGUUAUAUGAUUUGUCCACAUUGGUGAAUAAUACCUUGAGAAUAUAUUUUGGUGAUGAUUUUAGUUUAUAUGAUGAUUGGUGAAUAAUACCUUGAGAAUA
Messenger RNA from Medicago truncatula (barrel medic), 1053 nucleotides. RefSeq lists its product as uncharacterized. Bases 44 to 787 code for a protein of 247 amino acids. NCBI's taxonomy places the organism in Eukaryota, Viridiplantae, Streptophyta, Magnoliopsida, Fabales, Fabaceae. The record is from RefSeq and is a predicted model, not a curated record. The transcript has 6 exons.